CAUGAAUCAUUUACUAUACUACGAGUAUACUUACUACAAUAAUGAAUAGUAAAAAUAUGAUGUAGAUACAACCAAACGUGUUCCUAGCCUCCACAAAUGACCUACUCAAUAUUAUUACUGAACUAUGCACUCUAUAAGGCAGCAUAGCCUUAACUAUACUGACUUUAUUGUUUGCCAUUGUUUUUUAGUACGACAGGUGCGCAAGCGCAGACCCAUGCGCCAGUCACUAUCCAACUAGCGCGGGAGUCGGUCGUGCGUCGCUCUGGCUAACAAAUCACGUGAACGUAUUUUUGAAAAUAGAAUUUUUCGUGUGUUGUGCUUGUGUUUUGUACUUAUUAAACUUGUUGUAAGUAAUUGUGUUUGUGAGACGGUGUUUUGUGUGUGUUUCUCGGAUAUUUCGUUUUGUUUCUAUUUGGAUGUUUUUUCGGUAUAUGCAAAUGCUAGCCUGAGUUUUGACAGGAUCACUGGACUGCUCAUGACGUAAGCGUUCGAACGUUCCAAGUGACGACAGAUAACUCUUGACAGAGCCAUUGAAAAUGUCUUCGUGACUACACCGUGUAUCCAGAUUUUGACGAGAAACACCUACGCAUGAGGUGAUAGAAUGGAGGGAUCUUCGUCAGACUACAGUGACGAGGAGGUCGGAGUGCUGGCCAGAGGUCAAAAGCUGUGGGUCAGAGGUGUGAGGUCUCAUACUACCUGCGCAGAUAUCGUGCGAGCUUUGCAAGAUGCACCUGAAGCUGGUGGUAGCGUCAGUGACCACGGCGAGUGGGUGCUGGCGGAGCGAUGGCGAGGAGUUGAGAGGCCAUUACCGCCUGAUGUUCCAGUGUUGCACGUCCUGGCAGCCUGGGGAGAUGCUAGGCAUGAGGUUCGUCUGGCACUUCGACGAGUAUCAAGUGGUGGUGAAGACGAUUCUGGGAGGGACAGCGAUGGUGGCAGCAGAGGAGGGGCUCGACGACGCCGGCGACGAGACACGAGAGCCGCCACACCGCCGCCCCGGGCCAGGAGCGAGGACCCCGCAGCCAGACUGGUGUCUGUCAUACAGCACCAGAGCAGAACCAUUCAUCAACAACUUGAUAAGCUCAGAGAACAAGAAAAGCUGAUCGAUCAACUAGAAGACCAAACCCACAAAACGCGAAUGGAGAAACACGGCACGAACUACCUUCUCGAAUCAUACCUCCGAGACCUUGGGAGAUGUAGUGAGGUCAACGACAGCCAGGCAGGAAACAGCGACAGCGGAGUAGGCGUCGGCAGCGGAACCCCACCAAGACGACACACAAAACACAAGUCAAGACGAGAGAGACACCUCAUGCGAGAACACUACUUCACGAAAGAACUCACAGACAUCUGCCAAGUAAACUCCGAAAGACUCAUGCAAACACAAACCGACACAGACUCCGAAGCAUCAACAGACGAACUCUCAAGGAUACGAGAGGAAAUAGAGCUACUAGAAAAAUUCGCCAUCAUCAAUAAGAGGUUGCACCGCGAAGAAGAAUUAGUCGUCAGGCUAACAGCAAAAGUCAAAAGGUAUAUGGACGAAAACAAAGCGAAUAGCUGCGAAAAUGUUUCUCAAGUAAGAAUGCUUCUUGACAAAAUCGAACAGGACUUGGUGAACACCGCGAAAGAAAUGCAAGAUAAUGCAGUAGAGUUAGAGAAGGCAGAUAGAGAAAUAGAAAGCAGAAUGAAAUUGCUUGACGAACUCACGCUUGAAUUGGAAGAGGAAGAAUUACAGAAUGCUGUUUUAGAAAGACAGUUGAACGAAGCGGCAAGUCGACAACCGAUCCUGUUGCAAGACAGUUAUGUACCUGUUUUAGACCAAACAAAUUUGAAUCAGGCGAUUAAUUGUGGAGGCCCUGCAUAUGUUCUCGACACAUUGGUAUGACAUACGAUUAAAAUUGGAAUUAUUGUCCCAAAGAUGUUUUAUUGAAAUUACCAUAUUGUAAGUAGUUUAAGAGUAACUGGAGACCUGUACAACGAAUGAAUUAAUACAUGAUCUGGCCGUAAACGAUUGGUAAAUUAAAGUGGCUUCCAACUUUUGAAUUUUUUUAAUGUUGUUACAAAAAUACAAAUUAACUCAGUUUUUAAAAGGCUGAUCAACUGAAUAACAUUUGAGGGGUUUCGUACCUACCCAAAGGGCAAAAACUGCAUUAUUCCUAAGAUUCAGCUGUCUGUCGAUCAAGACUAUAUCCCAUGACCCUAAGUAGCUAGACCUUUUAUAUUGUCACAAGGUAUAUAUAACCAGGAUUUUAAAUUAAUUAACAACUUAUCACAGUUUGACAGAAAGAAUCUUAUGUGUUGAUCAACCUUUUAAAAACGGGUCUUA
Messenger RNA from Trichoplusia ni (cabbage looper), 2320 nucleotides. RefSeq names its product ras association domain-containing protein 10. Bases 602 to 1879 code for a protein of 425 amino acids. NCBI's taxonomy places the organism in Eukaryota, Metazoa, Arthropoda, Insecta, Lepidoptera, Noctuidae. The record is from RefSeq and is a predicted model, not a curated record. Gene Ontology annotation, biological process: signal transduction. The transcript is spliced from 9 exons.